ACAUAGAUAUAUAUAUAUAUAUAUGUAUCUAUGGAUAUCGAAAAGAGAGCCAACAAAGUGUUAUGCUAAUGUGGAGUGUGCGAACGAGCCACAUGAAUAUUACAUGAGUCGCACAGACCCAGCUAAGCCAACCAGCCAGCCAAGUGAUGACAAUAAGAGAAAGCGAGCGAAUGCAAGCCAAAGUACUUCAGAGCUAGACAGAGUGAGAGUCUGAGAGAGAGAGAGAGAGAGCGCGUGCAAGAGAUGGCCAGCUAAGCCAGCCAAUGUGAUGACAAUAAGCUAUCCGAGAACGCAAGCUAAACAACUUUAGACUAACACAGAGAGAGAGAGAGAGAGAGAGAGAGAGAGAGAGAGAGAGCAAGAUAGAGAGAGCGAGAGAUCCUUAUAAGAUGACGGAGCUGCGUCGCUUCGAAUCAGCAGCGACGCCUCGUUUGCAUAAACAGCACUCGCUGCGUGAUCGUCCGGCGAAUUCGCUGCUGUUGCAGCAGCACUCGCUAGCGGAUCAGGGCUGCAAUUUGAGCAGCGGCGGCAACAGCGCUGCCAGCACCAGCAGCAGCACGGCAACAGCAAACACAGCGCUGCCGCAGCGCAUCGGCAGCAGCGUCGAGUUCGAUGAGCACGAUAUUUACUAUGUAUCGCCAUCGAAGCGAAAAGCGUGCGUUGCCCCAGUUGGACCCGCACUGCGUCCGGCAACCGCUUACGAUGGCGGCAGCAAUCACAAUGUCGUCACAUUCUCCGAUUAUGUGAGCGAACGCUGCUCCUCCUCGUCGAAUCGUGGCUCCCUCAAGCGGGCCAAGGGACGCAGCAAUCAAUCGCUUUGCAGCUGUGAUGCCGGCGAUGAAGCGCAACUGCAACCGGAUGCGGCGCGUCCCCUUUACGAGUACAGCUUGGAGCGGCGACGCAAGACACACACCUACACCUGUGAGCAGAAUGCACAGAUACUCAUGAGACUGGAGCGCGAGAGGAAUCGCAAAUUAUCGCUAACAUCCCUUGGCGGUGAACGACAGCAGAGUGACACGCCCAGCUUGUCGGAUGUGGAUAUAAUACCGCCAGUGCCGCCGCCGCCGGCCCUCAAGCGAAACGGUAGCAUGCGCAGUCUGCGACUGUUGCAACAGCAACAGCUGCAGCAACAACAGCAGCAACAACAGCAGCAAAAACACAACAACAAUCUGGUUUUGGGUAUGGCCCAAUUGUGCAGCAGCGAUCUGCUGGAAGACUGCACCAAAACAGCACUCGAUGAAUGCGCUGCGACAUUGCUCAAGUGCGCCAACAACAACAACAACAGCAGCAGCACUAGCAGCAAUAGCAACAGUCACAAUAGCCACGCCCACAAGCAGCAUAAGCCCGCCCCGCCCUUUGCCGCCCACGAGGCGGACAACAUUUUUACACCGCACACACAAAAAUCAGAUCCGAGCUUGUGUUUUGUGCCAACAUCGGCAGCAAUUGUUGCAGCCGCAACACCCUCGACAGCAGCAGCAACCAUUGGUGCACCCAGCAAAUAUAAUACAAUUGGGCCCAGCGGCGAUUAUGCACGACAUUUGGCGCAUUAUAGUCGCUACCUACAGAAGCAGCAUCAGCAGCAGCAAUUGGCGCACUUUCAACAGCAGCGCUGUCGCUGCUUCUCCCAAUCGCUGCUCAAUUUCAGCCUGCAACAGCAACCAUUACAACAGCCACAGCAACAACAGCCGCGGCAGGACACAAAACAAUUGUCUCAGCCUGCGCAGAUAUUUCACACUAGCAGCAUGGACUGGACUCGUCGCAGCUUUAGUAAUUUGGUGGAUAUUGACGGUGGUUGCCGGGUGCCGUAUCAGAAAAUGCAACCAUCAUCGGUGCUGGCGUCAUCCAGUUUCACGAUGAACUCCUUCGACAGCGCCAACAGCAGCAAUAUGCUCAAGGAGCGCGAGUCCCAAACAUUGCCACACUCACACACACACUCACAGUCCCAGUUGCAUUCACAUUCGCUUCCGCAUUCGCAUCCACAUGUGCAUCCACAUCAGCAUCCACAUUCACAUCCACAUUCGCAUCAUUAUCAUGCACACGAUGUGCCACACUCACUGGCAUCUGGCGGCGGCAUUCCGGCCACGCCACAGAAACAUCAUCAGCUGCACUCGAGCGUUACCAGCAUCAUGCCAUGGAAGCAUCGACAGUGCCCCAGUCGCGGCUCAUCCAGUUCGGGCACCAAUUCCUUUCGAUUUGAUGCGGCCAAGCAUUGGCUGGCAGUCAGCUCGAUACUCUUGAUAAUUGGCGCUGCCAGUGUAGCUGUGCCCCUGGCGCUACGUGUUGCUGCAAGUGCACCUUUUGAGGAGCGCCUACGCGUUGCCGUGCAGCUUUUGGAUCAAGUGCCUUUAAUCGAUGGGCAUAACGACUUACCCUGGAAUAUACGCAAGUUCCUGCAUAACAAACUCAACGACUUCAACUUUGAUGAGGAUUUGCGCAACGUGGCGCCCUGGGCUCGCAGUCAUUGGAGCCACACGGAUCUCACGCGGCUGAAGAAGGGUCGCAUUUCAGCACAGUUCUGGGCAGCCUAUGUUCCCUGUGAGGCGCAACAUCGGGAUGCUGUGCAGCUGACACUGGAGCAAAUUGAUGUGAUCAAAAGACUAACCGAUCGAUAUUCGCCGCAAUUAACUACCUGCACGUCGGCUCAGGACAUCAUCGAUGCACACAAAAACCAACAACUCUGCUCGCUAACCGGUGUUGAGGGCGGCCACUCGCUGGGUGGCUCUUUGGCGGUACUGCGCACCCUGUAUGCGAUUGGUGUACGGUAUAUGACCUUAACAUCGACAUGCCAUACACCGUGGGCCGAUUCAAGCUAUGCGGACGCGCCAAACUUUAAUAUGAAGCAUGGCGGACUCACCAUAUUUGGCAAGACAAUCAUACGCGAGAUGAAUCGGCUGGGGAUGAUGGUGGAUCUCUCGCACGUGUCCAAGGGCACCAUGCGCGAUGCUCUCGAGGUGAGCGAGGCACCCGUUAUAUUCUCCCAUUCCUCGGCCUACGAGCUGUGCAACACGAGUCGCAAUGUCCAGGACGAUAUCCUGCAGUCGCUGGCCAAAAAUGGUGGCCUCGUCAUGGUCAACUUCUACUCCAAGUUCUUGUCUUGUAGCGACAACUCAACCGUUCAGGAUGCAGUCGCGCAUAUUAAUCACAUUAAGCGCGUCGCUGGCAUCGAUCACGUUGGCCUCGGCGCCGGCUAUGACGGCAUUAAUUAUACACCCAAAGGCCUGGAGGAUGUAUCCUCGUAUCCAACGCUAUUUGCUGAACUCUUAGGAGGUGGUUGGACCAUCGAUGAGCUGACCAAAUUGGCUGGCGGCAAUUUUCUGCGCGUCAUGCAACAGGUGGAGAAGAUACGUGAUGAAAAGAAGGCAGCUGGGAUCAAGCCCUAUGAAGAUCAUCCCAAUUUUCGCACUGACGAUCCAUAUAAUUGUACUUCCAGCUAAUUAAAUUUAAGACAUAAAUUAAGACAGGUUGUACAAUAGGCCAGACUUUAGUUACAGUAACUGGCGGGGCAUGCAACGAAGCGAUUUUGCUGCAUAUAAAAAAUAUAAUAAAUAAAUAUAUAUAACUAUAUACCUAUAUAUAGUAGAAUAUUGAUUAAAAUGAAUUGCAUUCUAGUUGAGAUAAGGUGGCCUAGCUAUGGUUUGUAUAAGCUUUAAGUAUAGUUUAGACUAAGUACUAAGUAUUUGGAUAAUUCUCUCUUGGUUCUAUGUAAACCCUUCGAAUUUUCGGUUAUGUUUUUUGUGACAAUCUACAGACUGCCAAGAAAUGAGUACACCCAAUUUAUUUAUAUGCCACCUGCAAGCAGCUUAAUUAACGGUUUUCUGUCAACACCCACAAGAAAUUCAAUUUAAAUCCCAAUUGCGACUUUCAACUGGACCAAACAUGCUAAAUAGUAAAUGAACAAAAAAAUCAUUAUCAAUUAUUAUCAUUAUGUUUCCGAUUUGAUUGAUUUAGUUUGUAUGAAAAACUACAUAUCAAGUAUGUAAUAAAACUAUAAUUAAAUAAUUUUCUUAGAUUAAUGUUGAUGCA
Drosophila grimshawi is the source of this 4023-nucleotide messenger RNA. RefSeq lists its product as uncharacterized. Gene Ontology annotation, biological process: proteolysis. The coding region runs from base 390 to 3434 and encodes 1014 amino acids. The record is from RefSeq and is a predicted model, not a curated record. Lineage: Eukaryota; Metazoa; Arthropoda; Insecta; Diptera; Drosophilidae. The transcript has 11 exons. Gene Ontology annotation, molecular function: metallodipeptidase activity.